This is a messenger RNA of Plodia interpunctella (Indianmeal moth), 3469 nucleotides long. RefSeq names its product Osiris 24 (gene Osi24). The record is from RefSeq and is a predicted model, not a curated record. Gene Ontology annotation, cellular component: membrane. NCBI's taxonomy places the organism in Eukaryota, Metazoa, Arthropoda, Insecta, Lepidoptera, Pyralidae. The transcript is spliced from 9 exons. Bases 347 to 1846 code for a protein of 499 amino acids.
GCAAUCUCUCACCGAAGCGUCGUGCUAUCACACAUAUAAUUUAAGACAUACGAACUAAAUUUCAAACAUUUAACCACCUUUCGGUUCUACGUGACCUUCAAGCGGUGCCAUUACUUAUACUGCAUAGUUGAGUGUUUUAAUAUUUACUGUGUCUAUAUGUGUAUUAAGUUUUUUGAGUGUGUUGUGUAUGAUUGAAACUGGAUUUGCGAAUUUCUCUUUUGAUCCAGUUGGAUGUUUUGGUGAGUCAUGGAGCCCACGAUCGCUAUAUAUCCAAGUCAAUGACUGCUGCACAAUCAGACCCAACUGAAAAUAGACGAGGUGAUGUUUAAAUCAAAAAUAUAUCAAAAUGGACAUAAUUGGACACAUUUUCAAGACACCAAACAGAAGAUUGGAAUGGAGGUUUGCCCAAAAGAGCCUCCUGGUCAUUCUAUAUCUGACACUGUACAUACUACAAUGUAACUGUCAAGAUGCACAAAUAAACCAUGGUGCUAUAACCAAAACAGAUAAUUUAGAUGUAAAAGUAGAUAAUAAUGAUACUAAUCACUGCCAUAGCUGUCAAACUAGUAAUAAAUUCAACAAUGAAAAUAAAUUUAACAAUAGUAAAAGUUCUAAUGAAACAGACUCUUUAAAUUAUAUAGAUGAUAUAAUUAUUACUCUGAGUACUUUAACGAAAAGAUAUUUACUUGUAAAUACAACGGAAACUCAAUUGGAAGAUAAAGUAGAAGAUGUGUUGAAUAAUGUUUUAAGUAAGGAUCAAUAUGAAAUAAUCGAAGGAGUUGAAAUUAAGCCUGUAGAUGAUGAUAGCAAAGUAAAACAGCAGUCAAGGAGUGAUGAUGAUUCAGAGGCGAGAGCCCUUUUUAGUAAAUAUACAUAUGAGUACAGGAUGUUUCAGAAAAUCAAAAAUUUUAUUGAAACUCAUGUACUUUCCAUCAAUCUACCGAAGGCAGCGAAGUUCAUGGGAUUUAGAUCAUUUGGACUUUCAAAGUUCUUCGUACCUUUACUGAUUGGUGGACAAGUGCUGUUUAAGUCCAUUCUCCUGGCGAUGUUCCUGCCAAGCAUUCUGGGAAGUUUCGGGAAGAUGCUUGGAAAAGGUAUAUCCCAACUAUCAGCGACCUCCAGUCAAGCCAGCUACCCUCCCGUGCAGGGAGACCAGACGGGGUACAACUCAGACAAUAAGGACUUUAUGGGCUAUGAGACAAAUCUGGCUGGCGCGUACGCAUACCCCCAGGAUGACAUGUACGGAAACAUGGACGGAAAUGAUGUCAAUGACCUACAAGUUGACAUGUCUAGAUACGGCGAUCAAAAAGUAUCUUACUUGCCGACGAAAAAUGGAUAUUACCAAAACCAAAUGGGUGCUGGCAACAACUAUAAGGUGUUCCACAAGAUACCUGCGUCUUCCAUGAUCCUCAGUAACUACGACCCAUUCUAUUCCCCGCUACUAUCGCGACUUGACGGAAUAUUUGCAAGGCUUGGUCUGGCACCAUCGGAGAACUCCAUAGAUGGCGCUAUGAUCGGUGGGCAAAGCGUGAGCGACGUCAAGCUGGAGUCGUGCCGGGAACAGCUGAUCUGCCUUAUGUACGCCAGUCCAGCGAAAUACGCACCUUACAGCAACCUCGUCUCUGCGCAGCUGAGCAGAGAGCUAAACGAACUACGCCGGCCAGUAUCAGACAACCCGGAAAUCCUACGUUUCUUCCGAUACAUGAGGGCUGCGAGGCGCGGCCAGGAAGGCGUGGACUGCGUGCGGGCACACCCUGGUUGCUCAUCCACUAAUACUCCCGAACAUACCAUGAUAGCCGCCUACCAUGAUAUCAAUAAGCUAGUUAGCGCAAGGAAAUUAAAAAAUUGAUUGUAGCUACAUCUCUGAUUCGUCUACCCGUGAAUAUUGGACGAGUUUUAAACUAAAUGUGUUGUAAAUAACUUUUAUAACGUUACAAUAUGGGCAACCAUAAGCCAAACGCUGUGAAACAGUUUUAUAUAUCGAAUCGAAUCGCAUCGACGACGAUAUUGCUGGCUGGGUUAUUCAACAACUGGACACGAAAAAGUUACAUGUGUAAACGACAAUUUCCGCUCUGGUCACAUGGUCCGACUUUCUUGGUCCUAUCGAUCGGACUGCACUGCUAUUUUACACAGCUGAUGUUUUAAAUAUUAGACUUGGUGAUAAAAUUAUAGGAUUUGAAGUGAUAUUUUACAAAAGUGUAUUACCUAGCUGAUUCAUAUAAUUUAUCGUCGCAAAUUCUAUUAUUCUAUCACUUGACUGUUGAUGUGUUGUGAAAUUGUAAUACAAUUCUUUAACUCAUGUCCAAUGCAUUAGAUUGAACGACUUUUAAAAUAGCUAUGUACUCUGAACAGCACAUUAACCUACCCAAAUUCAUUACAAACUCGCCGUUAUUACCGCGCCAUAGAGGUUAAAUGCAACUUAACUCGGUAACUAUACGGUAAACGGGUAACUUGAUGUGCUGUUGACUGUACAUACAGUCAGCAGCCACUACACUCCGUUUUUUCUUACGAGUCCUAACUUGUAAACAAUCAUCAUGGUAAAUUGUUGAAAUUAAAUCAAUUAUUCAAAAUCAAAUCAUUUAUUCAGAAAUUAGGCCUUCACAGACACGUUUUGACGUCAUUUUCUAAAUUAAACAAUACUUAACAAAGCUACAAACUACUAGCAUUUCGAAGCGACCACUGCUGAGAAGAAAUGCCGAAGGAAACUCGUUGGUCUGAAUAUUAGUUCAUUCUAUAGUAAAACAUAAUAAUGUAAAAUCAUAUAAAAGAUUAUUUACUAUAUAAGACUUGUAAUAAGAAACGGGGCUUAUAUUUAUUCAUUUAAAUUGUAAUUACCACCUUUCUUUACAAUGUGCGGAAAAUAUAAUAACAGAUGAAUUUGUGUGUAACUCAUUCCAUUCACGCAUUUUUAUUAGAAAACUUUUUGUUUACAUUUUACAGCGACAGUCAAUGGAAGUAAAUUAAUUUUAAAAAACAAUAUAUAUUUUUUAUUACUUAGUAAUUGUUGUAGAUAUCACUGCAAAGAUCAACCCUGAUCCGACGAAAAAAAACUUCCUUGAUAGUUACCCAAGUAGCAUUUAAAAACACCAACAUUUUUUUUUACUGUCAUCAAUUUGUUUUUUCUAAUACGCAUUUAUUAUUUUUAAUCUGAAUGAAUGUAAUUUAUUGUGUGCAUGUGUGUUCUUAGUGUAAUUUGUUAUAUUUAAAUUUCGAACGAUUUUGAUUUUGUAUUCAUAUUUUAAAUCUUAAUUUAUUUCACGUAUGUAAGUUAUUUAUUAACUAUUUAUAUAUUUAGCAUAGUAAAGAUUAUUCUUGCAGUUUGAGGGGUGAGGGCGAAAUUAUAUUUAAAUGGGUUUUAUCUUUAUAUAAAUAACUGCAAGUUUAAUCGAAAAUCAAUUAUUUUAAAAACAUUUUUGUAGUCAUAGUUUAGAAAGUUUGUAUAGAAAACAAUAAAACGUGUUGAAUUUUUAAA